Chrysemys picta bellii (western painted turtle) is the source of this 4106-nucleotide messenger RNA. Lineage: Eukaryota; Metazoa; Chordata; Testudines; Emydidae. The record is from RefSeq and is a predicted model, not a curated record.
GAGGCCUUAGAGCGGCCCCCUAGGGAAAGGAGCAGAUUCCCUUCUCCAGUGCUGGGAGCCCUGCUCCGGUACCGGGGCCAGGCCCCGCCGGCCUCACUCUUCAGGGUCAGUGAUUCGGUAGUUAGCACCUGGAGUCUGCCUUUGCCCGUACCCGUCAACGCUGGAGCAGCGUCCCCCCUGCGCCUGUGUUAUACCUAUAGCUGGGGGCAAUAUUGGGAUAAUCAACUGGUAUUCUAGCAUGGACACUGUUGCUAGCCAUAGUUGUCAUCUUCUCCAGCAGCUACAUGAACAGCGCAUUCAAGGCCUUCUCUGUGAUUGCAUGUUGGUAGUAAAAGGUGUCUGCUUCAAAGCACAUAAAAAUGUAUUAGCUGCUUUCAGUCAGUAUUUCAGGACCCUGUUUCAGAAUUCUCCAGGCCAGAAGAAUGAUGUCUUUCACUUGGACAUUAAAAAUGUAGGUGGCAUAGGCCAGAUCUUGGACUUCAUGUACACUUCACACCUUGAUCUUAGCCAGGACAAUGUACAAGCUAUGUUGGAUAUUGCACAAUGUCUGCAAGUGCAAAAUGUGCUGAACAUUUGCCACACUUUUUUAAAAUCCUCCACAGCUGUAGAGUCUCCUGCCAGCAUGCCUUGCAAUAGUGUGUUCUCCUUGCAAAGUACUUUGGCUACAGAGACUAACUGUGUGAAUGAAAGUUACGGUACUAACUUACUGCAUGAAUGCUCAUCAGAUGCACAAGCGAGUAAAGUGUUGGAUGACCACCAUUCCCACGGAUCACAAUCUAUUAAUCUUCAUACUUCCUCAGGUGAUGUACAGAAACAGACACAAGACUCCUUAGAUGGUAAUUGCACAGAGCUCCCAUUUAAACAGCCAAAUUACUAUUAUAAACUGCGCAACUUUUAUAGCAAGCAGUUCUACAAGCAGAAUGCAUGUUCCAACCAUGAGAGAAUAACAGAACAGUCCUUUGCUUUCAAUACAUCUACUGAACUAAGUACAGUAGAGAGCAAUUCUUGUACUGUCAAUCAAUCUGAAUGUAUUUUGGAAUCCUCUGACCACUUACCCUCCAACUUUCUGGUUCAAUCCUUGAAUGAUUCUGCUCCAGACCAAGAUUUGGAAAGCACAUCCUUGCAGCCUACCAAACAGAUGCGGUUGAAAAAGGCAAUACAUCUUAAAAAACUGAAUUUUCUGAGAUCACAGAAGUCUGCAGAACAAUUGUCUGAACCUAAGAGAGAUGACAACAGUAUAACAAGAGUAAUUGAAUCUGUAAAUGAAAGUACCAUGGAGAUGACAAAUAUUAAUGCUGUUGAAGGAAAAGAAACUGAAGAUCUUGUGAGUUCAGAGAGUUUUGAACAAACUGUUGAAAUGGAAAGAUCUCAAGGUCCUUCAGAACAAGAUGAGCAAUCACAGAUUCUUCAGUCACAGAGGCAAUAUACUUGUGAAUUAUGUGGAAAGGCUUUUAAACAUCCAAGCAAUCUGGAGCUCCAUAAAAGGUCUCAUACAGGUGAGAAACCUUUUGAAUGUAACAUUUGUGGGAAACACUUCUCACAGGCAGGUAACCUACAGACUCAUUUACGUCGGCACUCUGGUGAAAAACCAUAUAUUUGUGAAAUCUGUGGGAAAAGGUUUGCUGCUUCUGGUGAUGUACAGCGUCACAUUAUUAUUCACUCUGGAGAAAAACCUCAUUUGUGUGAUAUCUGUGGUAGAGGUAAAGGGGGUCUAGAACUGGAUGUCUCCCACAUCUCAGGUGAGUACCAAGAGAUGUACCAGAGCAGUAUCUCAGGAAGGAUGGUGAAACUAGGGAAUAAUUUCAGUGAGAAGAGCACAAAGCAGCCCCUCUUGGAGGAUGGAUUUGACACCAUCCCCUUGAUCACACCCCUGGAUGUCAAUCAGCUACAGUUCCCGCCUCCUGAUAAGGUUGUAGUCAAAACAAAAACAGAAUAUGAACCUGAUCGCAAGAAAGGAAAAUUUCGUACCCCCAAGAUAGCUGAAUUCACAAUCAGCAUCACUGAAGGAGUUUCGGAAAGAUUUAAGGUAACUGUUCUGGUCCUUUUUGCCCUUGCGUUCCUAACAUGUGUUGUAUUUCUAGUAGUCUACAAGGUUUACAAGUAUGAUCAUACCUGUCCAGAAGGAUUCGUUUUCAAGAAUAAUCAAUGCAUUCCAGUUGGAUUAGAGAACUACUACUCUGAACAAGACUCCAGCGCUCGAGGGAAAUUUUACACAGUCAUAAACCACUACAAUCUGGCCAAACAAACCAUCACACGUUCAGUGUCUCCAUGGAUGACAGUACUGUCAGAAGAGAAAUUGUCUGAACAGGAGACUGAAGCUGCUGAGAAAUCAGCUUAGUGCGAUAAGCUAAUUAUUAAUAGGUCAUUUGAAGGUAACGAAGGGACUUUAAGGAACUUUUCAUUAAAUAUAAUUAUGGAUAAUUUAGAGGUUACUCAUGUUUAUGGUGCAAUUGCUUCUGUUUGCUGAUACCGCUUUGCAAAAAAUAAAACUUGCUACAAAACAUUCAUGAGCAUAAAAUAAGGUGCAUAUCAGCAUCGCUUUAGAGCUCUGACACCAUUUUCAAUGUUAAGAAAUCAACUUUAGAUAUUUUCUUGCAAUUUACUGGAUGCUGACAAUUUUUCACUGGAUUUUUCAGUGGUUUGGACUUCACAUAAUGUGCUUUAUUGUCUGAACUGAUACUUUGUUUUUAUUACAUAGCCAUUUUUGCAAACUGAAACACCAUAGCCAUAACUAGAGUGAUCUCUUGUUUAGCGAAGAGCUGUAUUUAAAACUUGUUUUCAGGUCAAGGCUGAUAUCAAGGACUUGCUGUAAUGAUUAGAAUGGAGAAAGAAAAACUGUCAGGUAGCAUAUUUUUCUUCACUGUUGAUUUGUAAGUGAUAAUGAAGUUCUCUGCAACAAGGCAUGCUCAAUGUUUUAUUAUUACUGUCAACAAAAUUUCACUACAUUCCCACAAUGCUUUAGUAUGUUAGUAAGGAUGUGCACUGAAACAAACUAGAUAGGACACAGUGGAGCGAGAGACACACUUUUAGUUAUGGAUUUGUUCAGAUUGUGUAAAAACAACUUAUGAACUGGAGGGUGUUCUGAUGAGAAAGGACAUCCUUUGAUCACAUUGAAGAAAGAGGCAGAAAGCCUUUCACGCUCGAUGUAGUCCGCCCUCUGUAAUUUGUCUGAUAUGACAGAGGGAGUAACACUUUAAAAGAAUCCCUUUUAUACAACAUUAACACUUUUCCCCUUUUUAUAUAUAUUCUGAAUUGCUUUGAGUUAACUAUGCUGUUUGUAAUUUGCUAAUUUUUAAACUACAGGACAUCACAAGUGAAACUAAUGUAUUAAUUUAUGCUACUUGCUGUUUUAAAGUGACAUGUCAAAACGGAGUGAAGAAGCAUAACUCUGUUUAUGUAUGAUUUUGGAGGAAAAAAAGAUGUAGACAAGCCUAGUAUUGUGGGUGCACGUUCAAGUUUGAUGUUUCAUUGUACUGACAAAUUUCUUAUUUUGUAUGAAACAAUGUUUUUUCAUUUAAUCUUAAAUAUGCAUUACAAAAAUAAUUUUAUUAAUCUGCCAGUUAGACAAAAUAAGUGUGUGAAGCUUUUAGGUAUGAGAUUCACUUUUCCUUUCAUAUUACUUGAAUGUGAUAUUUCUAGUGGACAUGUCAAAAGUUCCAUUGUUGUAGGCACUAUACAAAAAUGAAAGGAAGCCAUUGGUUAUUUGUCUAGUUCUGUAGUAGAACAAACUUGGUCAGCUCCACUUUUGGGUUUUCUUCUAAUCCAUUAUUAAUGUAUUUAGUAUCAAAACUUUACAUACCAAUAAAGUACAAAAUGGCCACUGCUUCUCAAUUCUAUAGGUUUGAUACCAAACAUAACAAUGAGUGUGCAUUAUAUAGUUAUGAACUAUAAAAAGCUUUGUUUAUUAUGCUGUGUGGAAUGCAUAAAAAGCAAUAAAUUAUGUGCCAAAUUUUUCUUUGCAUUUUUUAAAAAAGUUCAGACUCAUGUAAACACAUUAAAACAUACCAUGUUUUGUCUGCUAGUAGACAUGUACUUUAUUGAAUGUAAAUUAAUUCACAUGUAACUUUUGACAUUUUCACUUCAUGCAAAAUAAAGAAUAAGGAUGA